AUGAGCUUGAAGGUGUCCACCGGCUCAAGACUCACCAUUCGGAAUGCGACAGCUGGAAUGCAUGGAGGAGGAUUCUUUGCCAGAGGCAAGACGUUGAUCAGCAGUUCCACAGUCAGGAUCGAAAAUACCAGGGCCCCGAAGUACGGUGGAGGUUUUGUGUCCGCUGACGAAGCUGUCAUUGAUGAGAUGUCAAGCGUCAGCAUUUCCGAUUCAAGAUCGGGAAGCGGCGGAGGCUUCCUGACGGAAGGGCGCUUGCAGGUGACCAACAGCUCAGUUGUCAGCCUUCAAACCAUGACUGCGCAAAAUUUUGGCGGUGGUUUCGAUGCCCUUGGAAAAGUUGAGAUAGCCGGGAACUCCACGGUCAACAUUUCCAACAGCCACGUUGAAUCGGGAGACGGGGGAGGUUUUGCCACUGAAAAGGGCUUGAAGGUGUCCACGGGCUCAAGACUCAUCAUUCGGAAUGCGACAGCGGGACAGUAUGGAGGAGGUUUCUCAACCGUGAGAGCCAUGCAGGUGACCAACAGCUCAGUCGUCAGCCUUCAGAAUGUGACUGCUCGAAACCAUGGAGGAGGUUUCCUUGCCAUUGGAGAGGUUGAGAUAGCUGGGAAUUCGACGGUCAAGAUUUCCAACAGCCGCGCUGGAUCAGGAAAUGGGGGAGGUUUCGGCACCGAAAUGAGCUUGAAGGUGUCCACCGGCUCAAGACUCACCAUUCGGAAUGCGACAGCUGGAAUGCAUGGAGGAGGAUUCUUUGCCAGAGGCAAGACGUUGAUCAGCAGUUCCACAGUCAGGAUCGAAAAUACCAGGGCCCCGAAGUACGGUGGAGGUUUUGUGUCCGCUGACGAAGCUGUCAUUGAUGAGAUGUCAAGCGUCAGCAUUUCCGAUUCAAGAUCGGGAAGCGGCGGAGGCUUCCUGACGGAAGGGCGCUUGCAGGUGACCAACAGCUCAGUUGUCAGCCUUCAAACCAUGACUGCGCAAAAUUUUGGCGGUGGUUUCGAUGCCCUUGGAAAAGUUGAGAUAGCCGGGAACUCCACGGUCAACAUUUCCAACAGCCACGUUGAAUCGGGAGACGGGGGAGGUUUUGCCACUGAAAAGGGCUUGAAGGUGUCCACGGGCUCAAGACUCAUCAUUCGGAAUGCGACAGCGGGACAGUAUGGAGGAGGUUUCUCAACCGUGAGAGCCAUGCAGGUGACCAACAGCUCAGUCGUCAGCCUUCAGAAUGUGACUGCUCGAAACCAUGGAGGAGGUUUCCUUGCCAUUGGAGAGGUUGAGAUAGCUGGGAAUUCGACGGUCAAGAUUUCCAACAGCCGCGCUGGAUCAGGAAAUGGGGGAGGUUUUGACACUGAAAAGGGCUUGAAAAUGUCCACUGGCUCAAGACUCAUCAUUAGGAAUGUGAUAGCUGGGAAGUUUGGAGGAGGAUUCUAUGCCAAAGGCAGGAUUUCCAUCAGCAGUUCCACAGUCAGCAUUCAUCAUGCCACGGCCCGGCAGUAUGGUGGAGGUUUUGUGGCACUCGACGAAAUUAUCAUUGACAAGAUGUCAAGCGUCAGCAUUUCCAACUCGAGAUCGGCAGGGCAGGGUGGAGGCUUCCAAACGGACGGAAGCUUGCAGGUGACCAACAGCUCAGUUGUCAGCCUUCUGGACAUGACUGCUGGAAGUCAUGGAGGAGGUUUCAUUGCCAUUGGAGGGGUUGAGGUAGCUGCGAACUCAACCAUCAACAUGUCAAACAGCCGCGCUGAAUCAGAUGGGGGAGGCUUUCGCACUGACAAGGGCUUGAAGGUGUCCACUGGAUCAAGACUCAUCAUUCGGAAUGCGACAGCUGGAAUGCAUGGAGGAGGAUUCUUUGCCAGAGGCAAGACGUUGAUCAGCAGUUCCACAGUCAGCAUCGAAAAUACCAGGGCCCCGAAGUACGGUGGAGGUUUUGCUGCAGCUGAGGAGGUUGUCAUUGAUGAAAUGUCAAGCAUCAGGAUUUCCAAUUCAAGAUCGAGGUUGGGGGGGGGCUUCCACAGUGACGGGCGCUUGCAAGUUACCAAAAGCUCAUGUGUCAGCCUUCAGAACGUGACUGCGCAAAAUUUUGGAGGAGGUUUGGAUGCCCUUGGAGGGGUUGAGAUAGCUGGAAACUCUACAAUCAACAUUUCCAACAGCCGCGCUGAAUUUGGAAGCGGGGGAGGUCUUGCCACUGAAAAGGGCUUGAAGGUGUCCACGGGCUCAAGACUCAUCGUUCGGAAUGCGUUUGCUGGAAAGUCUGGAGGAGGAUUCUAUGCCAGAGGCAGGACGUUGAUCAGCAGUUCCACAGUCGGCAUCCAAGAUGCCAGGGCCCAGCAGUUUGGUGCAGGGUUUUGCGCAGAAGGAGUGGCAGUUUUUAAGGCGUCUACUGCGGCCAUGUUCAGCACCCAUGCAGGGGCAGAUGGUGGUGCUUUUGCAGCUCUUAGGCUGUUCUUACACGGAAGCUCGAUGUCCAUCGGCAACUCCACUGCAGCCGGAUCAGGCUCCGGAGGUCGUGCAGAUGGUCUAGUGCUUCUUUCAGCACAGUCUACUUUGGUGGUGAAACAUGCCCAAGGUCUCGGCAAGUCCAGCGUGCUAGCAGCAAGCUGCCUCCACCUGCGUGAUCGGUCGCAGGCUCUUUUUGAAGGUGUCGUCGGCGGCCAUGGGGUGGAACUCAAGAACAGUGGAUGCUCUGCCCUUUGCUUAAACAGCACCUUCCAUGUUGCAGAGGAUGCAGCCUUCAACGCCAGUGGUCGCUUGAGCUCAGGUUUUCUUUCCCUUGCAGCCUGCCCGAAGGAGAAGGUACGUCUCUCAGGGAUCCAUUUGCGCUCCUGGUCCAGCGCGUUGCUCAGCACCCGCCCAAGCUCUGUGGUGGUCGACCAAGUGAGUGUCGAUUACGAGCCACCUGUCCACAAUUUGCAGGUCCUAGCUGCCAAGGACGGCUUCGAGAUCGAGUCGUUGGCCGUUUCCUGCCGGAACUGCACCUGGGGCAUCACUUUCAACGCCACGAAGGACGGAACUCUAAAAGCCGUGAGCUCUGAACAUCUCCAGUGCUCCAAGACUGCCACAGUGUCAAAAGGCUUGACGCAACGUUGCAAGUGUCCGAACUACCUGAUUGUAUCUCAGCGCUUCCGCGAUGUCGAUAUGGUGCCAUUGGAAAGUAUUUUCCAGACGUGCAUGUUCUGCAAGCCACACUUCCACUUUCAGAAUGGUGACUGCUCGAAGUGUGGUGUCUUCAUUGCUUGGUCUGAUGGGAACAAAGACGUUUGCCAUGUGCUACCACGCAAAAAGAGGGAGCUUAUCAUACUUUCGACAGGUGCAGCCGCGGUCGUCAUUUUGACCUUCCUCAUCUUCGAGAUUUUGCAUGCUCCUUUGGUGAUCGUUGAUGCGAAGUCAGCUUUGGAAGAUCCGACACAAGCAAAAAGCAAGAGGAUUUUCAUGCUUGCUGUGCAAGGCCCAAUCGUUGAUCUUCACAAAAGCCUGUCUCGCUUGGUGCACCAGCGGGUGCAGUAUCGGGCAAAGGGAACAGGGUUGAUCUGGCUAGACUAUGAUCAGAAGAAGUCCAAUGCAAUCAAAGUUCGCACUAUUGCGCGCAGAAAGCUUUUGCUGCAAGACACGAAUCCACUGUUUGACUGUGCGUCGUGCAAGGGUUCUUUGCACGCCGCUGAUUACUUUUACUUGCUCGGCUUGCUCACUGCAUGCAUAUCAGUGAGCGCGAUGCUACCUGUCAUCAUCAAGGUAGCAGUCACAUCCGGAAACGGUGUAGGACAUGUUUUCGUUACAGCAAUAUAUGUUACCUUUCCUCUGGUUACUGUUGCGUCAUUGCUGCAUUUGCCGGUGGCGUGGCUGAUCCGACGUCUAUAUCGUGGAACGUCAUUUUCGGAGGCUUUGGAUGAAUACCGGACGCAGAUCAACUGCAAGCCGUUCACGGGGCCUGAUGCAGCCCAUCCUGUCAACCAGGGCUUGGAGGUGUUAAUUUUGCGCGGCUUGUGGGAGCACUUCGAGA
Messenger RNA from Cladocopium goreaui, 3985 nucleotides. The record is from the annotation of a GenBank genome assembly. Lineage: Eukaryota; Dinophyceae; Suessiales; Symbiodiniaceae.